Messenger RNA from Physcomitrium patens, 2059 nucleotides. The record is from RefSeq and is a predicted model, not a curated record. Lineage: Eukaryota; Viridiplantae; Streptophyta; Bryopsida; Funariales; Funariaceae.
AUGAUUCUCGCUUUGGGUGCGAGAGGUCGCGAGUUCGAUUCUCGCAGUGCCCCUCCCUCAUGGAAGCGUAUUUCCGGCGGAACGAACUGCCGACCUGAAUUGUUACCUGCAUCGUCUCUUCUCCGUGGACAGCACAGUGCUCUUCCCGCUUGCAGUGACAAGGAUGUUUGCCACCUAGUGCCAAAAAUUGCUCAUGAGCCGAACCAGGAUGCGGGGCAGGAGGGGGGGAAAGUGGGCAGUAAGAACAGGAGCAAGAGCAAGAGCGAGAGAGAGAGCGCGAGAGAAAGACAGAGUACCGGAAGGAAUGACGGAGGGUGGGAGAGAGGGAGGGGGAUAGUUCACCCCACAUUUAUAUCGCAGCAUCUGUAUUCACUAUUCGAUCCUAUCCACGGGCGGAGGAAGUUGGAGCAGUUGCAUCUCAGUCCGGCGAAGGUGGAUGUGAUGGAGCAGCGGUUCCUGAAAAUCUUGUUCCAGGUAAUGGAGAAGAGCAACUUUCAAAUACUGAACGAUGCCGAGGUAGAACUGGCGCAGUCAGGCCAGUACCUUCUAAAUAUGCCGAUUGCGGUUGACAAAUUCAAGUUGGACAAGAGGUUGUUUACAACAUAUUUCAAGGAGAAUAAAGUUGAUGAAGUGCCUUCUUAUGCGGAUCAGUACGUAAUUUUCCGACGCGGAAUUGGAAUCGACAGAACCACAGAUUAUUUCAUCAUGCCCAAGCUGGAUCUCCUCAUUGAACGCACUUGGGGUUGGGGUCUCGAAAAGUUGGGGCUGCGGAAGGUGAAGACUGAGGAAACUGUGAACCUACACUCUUUGUCGAGAAAGGGAUCGAAAGGGGAGAAGAGGAUUCAAGACGGCGCGCAGAAUGAGGAGAAGGCUCCAGGAGCUGACAACAACGAGCUUCGGUUUGAACGUAUUCGAAUACAAAAUAUGGAUCUCAGUUUCAAGAAUCUGUUCACUCAGAAUACAGUGCAGGAGCCCACAUUCGACCGUAUGAUCGUGGUUUAUCGGAAUGCCUCGAAACCACACCACAUCCUUGAUCCCCUGGGAGACAGAGCCAUUCACAUCCGGCAUUUUCGAAAUAUUCCUAUGGCAGACAUGGAGCUUGUUCUUCCUGAGAAGAAGAAUCCAGGUUUGACACCUAUGGACUGGGUGAAACUAACUAUAUCGGCAGUUCUUGGCCUGGUUGCCUUGAUUGGAUCGACAGAAUCGGGGAAAGGUGACGUAUGGGUGCUAGUUGCAGUCCUGGGUGGCAUAAUUGGAUACAUUGCAAAGAUAUAUUUCACGUUCCAUGCCAAUCUGGAGGCGUAUCAGAAUCUUAUUACUCAAUCCUUGUAUGACAAGCAGCUCGAUAGCGGAAGGGGAACUCUACUCCAUCUAUGCGAUGAUGUCAUCCAGCAAGAGGUGAAGGAAGUGAUUAUGGCUUACUUUGUGUUAAUGAGCCAAGGCAAAGCUACUGAUCUGGAAUUGGAUAAACGGUGCGAGGAGUUGAUGGCCACAAAGUUUGGUGAGAAAUGCGAUUUUGAUGUAGAAGAUGCACUAGAGAAGCUGGAAAAGUUGCAGAUCAUAACGAAAGAUGUGAACGGGAAGUACUCGCAUCAACCUCUGAGAAAAGCCAACGACGCUAUAGGUGAAACCACCGAUGAGCUUGUUGAACGGAGAAGCCGGUGAUUAGAAAAGGCUUUAUGUUAUCCCUAUCGAGAUUCAAUGAAGGCUGCAGGGUUUUGUAAGAGCAUUGGAAUAACUGCAGGCUUGGAGGAGGAAAUUUUCCUUGUGAUAUUCUCUGACAAGUAGUUUUGGACAGGUUUGUGUGUUUGUAAAUGCGCAACGCACCGUAGUUUGUUCCAGCGCACAACACAACCACUGCUCAGCUUUCUCCCAAGUGUAGUAAAAUGGGUUUUUCUAUUCCACAUCCAGGCCCAUCCUUGGUGUGUAUCUGGGUGCUUCAGCGCGGGCUGCUAUUAGCUUGUAUUUUCAUCAGCUUUUACCUUAUUUAGGUCUCAUGCUGAGGUCUUCACACGCUUUUGAAUGGGCGUGGAGGAGCUUUAGCUUGCUUUAUACGUAA